Annulohypoxylon maeteangense is the source of this 2057-nucleotide messenger RNA. RefSeq names its product phosphoglycerate mutase-like protein. The transcript is spliced from 2 exons. Gene Ontology annotation, biological process: dephosphorylation. Lineage: Eukaryota; Fungi; Ascomycota; Sordariomycetes; Xylariales; Hypoxylaceae. Bases 254 to 1795 code for a protein of 513 amino acids. The record is from RefSeq and is a predicted model, not a curated record. Gene Ontology annotation, molecular function: phosphatase activity.
GCGACAUCUGAGAGCUUCAAUGUUCAAACCUAGUACCUAAAUGGUGUACAUAUGUGUAGGAAGGAACAGUUAACAUAGACAUAAACAUAAUUAAAUACUCUAGGGUUUUCUCCAAACCUAAUUGAUCAGCAUUUUUCUCUCUCUUAUAAUUGCAAUCAUACUCUGGCGCAGUCCGUAGCCCAGCUCCCGAAACAAAGCCUCCACGAUUCUACCCAACCCACCUCAAAGCCCUCGCGAAAUCCCGACCUUCACGAUGACCUCCCUCGUCCCGCGCUCUCCCUACACCGACGAUGAACUCAAAACCCUGUACCCACCGACCCUCGAGCUCCAACUCGUCCAAGUCCUCCUCCGACACGGCGAGCGAUCCCCCGUAUCCGCACGGUUCCAGAACGCCGGCCUACCAGCCUUCUGGCCAUACUGCAGCGCAGUGCGACAAAUGAAAUCCGCCGUUCUCGACCGGCACCACAACCAAUUCACAACGAUGGAAUGGAAGCGGCGUCUCGAAACCUUCGGAUCGUCCGACGAGCCGGUACUAGCAGCCGGUCCUGCGGGCGAGCUCGACGGCGUUUGCGAGAUGGGCAUGCUGACGGACAAAGGGCGCGAGACGACCUUCGACCUCGGCACACGUCUGCGCGAGCUAUACGUCGAGCGUCUCCGCUUCCUACCGCCCGUGCUGCUAGACGCCGAGGCCAUGUACCUGCGCGCAACCCCGAUCCCGCGCGCCCUCGACUCCGUGCAAGAGACCUUCACGGGGCUAUACCCGGCACACACACGCGCCCCGGCCUUCCCCGCCCCCGCGAUCCUGACCCGCGCGCCCGGCGAUGAGACCCUCUUCCCCAAUGACAGCAAUUGUCGGAGGUUCGCGGCGCUGUCGCGGGCGUUUGCGCAGCGCGCGGCGGACCGCUGGAACGACACGGAGGAGAUGGCGUAUCUGACGCGGCUGUGGGGGAAGUGGAUGCCCGAGGACGCCCCGCGUGUCGCUGUGGAUUCCCGGCCGCGGCUUAGUGGUAUUAUGGAUACCAUUAACUCGACGCUGGCACACGGGCCUUCGACGCGACUGCCUAAGGAGUUCUACGAUCCUAAGGGCCGUGAGAUCAUCGAGAAGAUCGGCGUUGAGGAGUGGUUCGCUGGUUACAAGGAGAGCCGCGAGUACCGGGCGCUCGGCAUCGGUGGGCUGUUGGGCGAUGUUGUGGGUAGGAUGGUCGGAAGUGCCGAGCGUUCAACCGCGGACGGCGGGUAUGAGGUUGCGAAGAAGCUCGAGAGUAGUACCUUGAAGGAGGGUAAGGGUGCUACACCCGUCCGGUUCGGGCUGAGCGGAUGCCACGAUACAACGUUAGCCGCGGUUCUCGCCAGCCUAGGCGCAUACGAAGGCAACAAGUGGCCGCCGUACACAAGCCACAUCGCCAUCGAGAUGUUCCGAAAAGCAGGCGACCCCUCUCAACAAGGCAAUCCAGCAGGAACCAAGUCCAGUUGGUUCGGGUCCUGGGGCUCCUCCACGAAGCCGGGAAACCCUCCCUCAGGCACCAUUGGCCGUAAGCGGAGCGAGGAGCUGUCACCUGCGGAAAGAGCGAAAUUGCAGGACUAUUAUGUGCGGCUACGGUUUAACGACGAGGUUGUUACGGUGCCAGGAUGCCGGGCCCCGGGUAAGCAUCUGGAAGGAGAUGAGAGUUUCUGCACGCUGGACGCAUUCAAGGCUAUCGUCGACAAGUUCGUCCCGAACAACUGGAGACAGGAGUGCAGAGCCAACAUCAAGGGCCCUGUGUUCCCCUCUAAGCCCGAGCCGGCUGGCUAUUAACGAUAUAUGCUAAGUAUAGGCGAAAUAGUUGGGUGAGAACAAGCCAUCCAUAAAUUUGGUGGGAGACCGGUGAGAAGAGAUGGAGUACAUAUGCAUGUUUUGUGGCUGCUCGUUGCUUUUUCAUAGCGCCUGUGAGGAAUAAGACCUGCAUAGGUACCUGUACAUUCACGAUCGGGUGGCUGCUUAUAUGAGGUGAGGUUAAGUAUUAGACAGGCCAGCAUUAGUUCUCUAGCAUUUACAUCAAUACAACAUUAGAUAACUC